Belonocnema kinseyi is the source of this 1417-nucleotide messenger RNA. Its product is annotated as prostaglandin reductase 1-like. NCBI's taxonomy places the organism in Eukaryota, Metazoa, Arthropoda, Insecta, Hymenoptera, Cynipidae. The coding region runs from base 196 to 1212 and encodes 338 amino acids. Gene Ontology annotation, cellular component: cytoplasm. The transcript has 4 exons. Gene Ontology annotation, molecular function: 15-oxoprostaglandin 13-reductase [NAD(P)+] activity; 2-alkenal reductase [NAD(P)H] activity. Gene Ontology annotation, biological process: prostaglandin metabolic process. The record is from RefSeq and is a predicted model, not a curated record.
AAGUAUAUGCGUGAAUCCGUUGAGAACCGUUAGCAAAGAUAUUAUAUCUUAACCAGCCCCCUGCCUCGGCCGUGUAUUUGUAUGUAGUAGUAGUUUUCUUACGAUCCGGAUAGAAACGCCAGCCACAUCCUCAGCGAUCGCCAGUCUCGUCAUUUUUCAUUUACCUCGAACUGUAAACCAAAUUAGUGUAUAAAAAUGGUUGUUGCUAAAAAGUUUAUAAUUGCUAAGCAUUUUGAAGGUGAACCCAAACCUUCUGAUUUAAAACUCGUCGAGGAAGAAUUACCACCAAUUAAGGAUGGAGAGAUUCUUUUUGAGACUGAGUACUUAUCAGUGGAUCCCUACAUGAGACCCUAUGCAGUUAAUUUUCCAAUUGGCAGUGACAUGUGUGGUUGUCAAAUCGCCAAGAUUAUAGAAUCUAAACAUGAUAAAUUUCCGGUUGGAAAAAGAAUUAGAGGAUACUAUGGCUGGAGAACACAUACGAUCUUUAAUCCCGAUAAGUGGAACCCACCUGGAUUGUUGAAGGAAAAACCAGGUCUGUUGCCCGAUUUGGGAGAUUUAUCUCCUUCUCUUGGUCUGGGUGUCCUUGGAAUGACAGGCGAUACAGCAUACUUUGGAUUUUUGGAAAUUUGUCAGCCAAAAUCUGGCGAGACUUUGGUUGUCAGCGGAGCUGCAGGAGCAGUUGGUUCUCAUGUUGGACAAAUUGGAAAAAUUAAAGGUCUCAAGGUUAUCGGAAUUGCUGGAUCCGAUGAAAAAUGCAGUUGGCUAGUUAAGGAAUUGGGUUUUGAUCACGCGAUUAAUUACAAAACUGAGGAUGUAGCAGCUGCUUUAAAAAAAGUUGCACCUGAUGGAAUUGAUUGCUACUUUGAUAACGUUGGUGGUGAUAUUUCCAGUACAGUAAUUUACCAAAUGAAUAAUAUGGGACGAGUUUCCGUUUGUGGAAGUAUUUCAUCUUACAAUUCCGACCCAGAGAAUAUUCCGCGGAGCAAAAUCCUUCAGCCGGCUUUGAUAUUUAAACAAAUAAAAAUGGAAGGAUUUCUUGUUCCACGUUGGACUGAUCGUCUUGAUGAAAGUUUUACACAAAAUAAGAAAUGGAUUCGUGAAGGAAAAAUUAAAUAUCGAGAGACUGUUACCGAAGGAUUUGAAAAUAUUUUUCAGGCAUUUACUGGAAUGUUGAAAGGGGAAAAUACUGGAAAGGCUGUAGUUAAAGUUUAAGAGUAAUUUGAAAUGUCAAAAAUGAAAUUAUGAAUUAAAUUUAGGUUCCUUUAACUCUCUAAGCAAUUAAAUUAGAACCUAUUAUAAAUUCGAAUUAAGAAUUUUUAAUUUAAGUUAUUAAUCAUAAGUAAGUAAAUCUACAUAGCUGUUUAUUUUUAUAUAUACGUGUUAAAAUAAAACUGCUACAAAAUACAACGUGAUACAG